This is a messenger RNA of Monosiga brevicollis MX1, 762 nucleotides long. RefSeq lists its product as uncharacterized. Lineage: Eukaryota; Choanoflagellata; Craspedida; Salpingoecidae. The record is from RefSeq and is a predicted model, not a curated record. The transcript has 2 exons. The coding region runs from base 1 to 762 and encodes 253 amino acids.
AUGGCGGGCAUGCAUCACUCCACGACCAGUGGCGGUGACGUUGGCAGAGAAACCAUGGGUAUCCUUGCACCCGGCAAGCAAGGCGUGCGGUUGCGCCAGGCGACGCCGCACCACGGAUUGCAUUCCCAGGACAGUCAGCCUCCAGGAAACAAUGCACUAUUACGAAAUGAAGAACAUUUAUACUGCGCCAACGCUGCUUCACCGCUGCAUCGCGUGCUCUAUCUUCUCGCUUGUCCCAAUCCGGACUGCCCAGAGCGCUGCUGGCUCGUUCGUGGCGUAGCCGCGGUGCCGCCAGACCCCAACGACCCAGCUGAAGUCACACAGGCGGCUGCAGCUCCUGACGGCCCGGCAGCGGCUCCCGCCUCAACAUCAGACUGGGGGGUUGCUGCUGCAGAUGACUGGGGAACGACUUCUGCCACCAAUGACACCGCUGCCGCCACCACUGCUGAUUCUUCAGACUGGGGCCACGCUGCUGCCGAUGACUGGGGUCUCGGGACCAGCGAUCCCAGCAGUACUGCCGACGGCUGGACUUUUGAUGACAGCAACCAGGAGGCCGCUGCUAGCGACAACCAACACAGCACUCUCGAGGACCUCUUGCAAAAGUCCGAGGCGCGCGCGUCUGAGCAUCAAGCCGCCCGUACGGCUCGUGCCGCUCUCCCACAUGGACACGGCAACGUCAAGCACGACCCCAUCCCAGAUUACAUUGAUACCGACGCCCACAUCUUCACCGGCUUUAACAUUAGUUUUUACGAGGUCUGUUGA